GAAGAAAUGAAAUGAAAAGAGAACUCCAUUAAUUUAAUUCUUCUGCUCCCAUCCAUGGAUUCAUCAAACACACUCAUCGAUUCUCUAACUUCACAUAUCUCUCUUUACCAUCAUUCCUCCUCCUCCUCCUCCUCAUCGUCUUCAAAUUCAAACCCUAGAACUUCAAUUCUCCGUUGGUUUUCAUCUCUAUCAAUCCACCAACGGCAAUCAUAUCUAACAACAUUCGAUGAAAAAUUCAUCGAAAUCCUUACUCAAAUGCAGACGAAAUUACUUAAAAAUGGUCAUGGUUUCUUCAUACUCCUUCCAGAUCUUCUGUCUCAUGAUAAUCGUUUACCUAGUUUAUGUUUCCGAAGAUCUAAUGGUUUAUUAACUAGGGUUAGUCAAUCUAAUCAAGCUCAAAACAAGGUUUAUCAAUCAAUUAGGUUAUUUAGUUCUGAAGCUGAUACGGAGAAGAAGACGAGUAUGGCAAAGCUUGAUUGUAUGACUGUUUCUGAAGAAAUGGUGAGAGAUGUUGAUGGUUUUGUAGAGGUUAUGGAUAGUAUAUCAGGUGGAGAGUUUUUGAGAGGUGAAGAAGAGAAAAAGAAUAGUAGUAGUGGUAGUAAUUUGGGAGAAUGGAAGGAAAUGAAUUGGUUGAAGGCUAAAGGUUAUUACAGUGUAGAAGCAUUUUUGGUAAAUAGAUUGGAAAUUGCAUUGAGGUUAUCGUGGUUACAUUGUAAUGUUAGCAGUAAUAGUAAAAGAAGAGUUAAGGAGAAGGAGGCGAAUGUUGCAGGUGUAACCUCGAAUAUAUAUUGGAGAAAUAAAGGUUGUAUGGAUUGGUGGGCAGCAUUGGAUCCUGGACUGAGGAACAACAUCUCCAGGAUUGUCUUAGGAAAAGCAUCAAAGUUUCUGAUGAGCGAAAUUAUGAAGGGGGGGAAUAUUGCUUCGGAGCUAGAAAUGCGGCUCUUUGGUGCACAAAAUGAGAGGUUUGAACGUCAGAGGUCCAUUAAGAUAGUGUCAGCUGAUUCAGAAUUUCUUCCACCGAGAAUCCAGUCUCCAGUUUCGGGAAAGCAGAAUCACUGGUCCAAGCUUUGCAAUUGUCUAUCUGUGCUUCAGGAGAUCUCAUCGACGAUAGUAGAGUGUCAGCAUAGUGACUUUGAAAAUGAAAAGCUUUUCUUCAGUACAAUAGGUUCCAUUCAUACCACUUCUGAUGUUUUAUUAAGGAAGUUCCGAGGAUUAUUGAUGGUUGUUUCAAGUGACUGUAUUAAACUUGAGCUCCUUGAGGGGGACAAUUUGAGCUCGCCAGGGAAUAAAGUUGCAGGCAAGAUUGGCGUUGGUAAGAAGAGAGGGAAGGGGAAAAAUCGGAAUGUGGGAAAGCCCAGUCAUGACUCAAAAUCACGUGUGGCUACUGUUGCCUCACAGAAGCAUCCCGAGGAACAUGGUUCUGAAGAUGGUAAAGAGACUCAAAAUCCAUCUAGUGCCAUUAUACCUCAAGGAGAGGAUCGUAAAUUGUUGGUAAGAGUUGAAAAGGACUGCAGCACGGGAUUAGUUGCUGGAAAGUCUGGUAAGAAAAACAGGUCGAGGAGCAGGAAUCAACGGUCAAGCUUAAAAGAACCAGUUACAAUAGAGAAUUCUAAAGUUAGAAACAAGAAACCAGCUUCAUUGUCGGUUUCCUUUCAAAGUGAUGAUGGAACUGUAGUUUCGUCAGCUGGUGCUUCGGCUGGUCAACAAAUACCUGAGGAUAUUAGUGCCCAAAGUUCAAGUUUCCUUAAGCCUGAUUCGGGGAAUGACAGUGAAGUAACCAAUAACGGGCAAGAGAACUCUGUUGGUCUGAUUGAAGGUAGUUGUAAUCUUGGAACUUCCGUUAUUUCUCCUGGGGAGGAGACUUUAGAAUAUAAAUUAGUUUCUCAUGUAAUUACCACGGUUUCACCGUCAAGGCAUAUUGAUAGAAAUAGCAAUGAGAAGCUCAAGCAGCAAAACUUGGGACAGUCAAGUGCUACUACUCAACCUUUGGCUUCAUCAGCACCGCUAAUAACCAACGAAUCAAAUAAUGAAACUGCCUCAAUUCAGGGGCGAGUAGGUGGAAAUUGUCCCCCGCAGGGUCCCACAGGUUUCUUGGAUUGUGCGUCGUAUGAGUUGCCUAGCUUAGCUGCUGUUCAGUUUUCAUCUGUGAACUCACAACAUCUCCCAGCUGCGACUGAUAGGCUGCAUCUUGAUGUUGGUUGCAACUGGCGUAAUCACUUUCAGCAAUCUUUUGUAGCGACUAGGCAUCAGUCAAUCAAUCCAUCAAUUGAAGGCGCGCGCAGCAAGAUGUUGCCUCGCCCUACGUCAAUGAGUUUGGACUGGCCUCCAAUGGUAAGAACUGCUAGUAGGCUAGCUGCAUCUGUGGCGUGCAAUUAUGAUUCUGGAUUCAUCCCAAGGUUGCAAUCUCCAUAUAGGCAGGGUUUCACCCCUCACAACGUGCAGAUUAAUGGAAAAAUGUCUGAGGAAGAAAGCAAGUAUCCUGGGGUAAUUUUGGAUUUGUGUGACCGACCACCAGAACUAGCAGCUGAUGACAGUGAAAGCCAUUGGGUAUCAGAAGAAGAGUAUGAGGUGCAUCCCUAUUCUGAAAGGGAUUAUAGUCAGUUUUUUGGUGGAGGGGUGAUGUACUGGAAUACUUCUGAUCCUGCGGUAGCAGGCUUUUCUCGACCUCCUUCUCUUAGUUCUGAAGACAGUUCCUGGGCAUGGCAUGAAGCCGAUCUUAAUAGAUCUAUUGAUGAUAUGGUUGGCUUCUCUUCAUCAUAUAGUGCAAAUGGGAUGGCUUCACCACCUUCUGUUCCUUUCUGUUCACCGUUUGAUCCUUUGGGACCUGGGCAUCAGACCCUCAGUUAUGUUAUCCCGCCAAAUGAGGUAACUGGUAAUGGAGCAGUUGAGGAGAAUGUUUCUGUUUCUCUGGCCAAUGCAUCUUGUGGUACUGUAGAAGGGAAGACUGGAGACUCGUUUCCUUAUCCCAUUUUGCCGCCAAUUAUUAUUCCAAAUAUGUCAAGGAAGGGAUCAAGAUCUGAGUUUAGGCUUAGUCAUGACCACAAAAGCCCUUGUAUUCCUCCUGCAACUAGGCGAGAGCAACCUCGGAUAAAGCGACCUCCAUCCCCCGUAGUGCUUUGCGUUCCAAGACCUCCUUGUCCACCUCCUCCUUCUCCUGUGGGGGAAUCUAGAAGGAGGAGGGGCUUCCCAACUGUGAGGUCUGGUAGUUCUAGCCCGAGGCAUUGGGGAAUGAGGAGUUGGUACCAUGACGGGACUAAUUGUGAAGAAGCCCGCCUGUGCGUGGAUGGUGCAGAAGUUAUUUGGCCUUCUUGGACAAGAAAAAGUCUAUCAACAACUCCAUUGAUUCAACCUCUACCAGGGGCACUACUACAAGAUCAAUUGAUUACAAUCUCGCAACUGGCCUUAGAUUUGGAACAUCCCGAUGUUGCGCUUCCUCUGCAACCUCCGGACUUACUGAAUUCUCCUGGUCGUAAGGUGUCUCUUUCUUUAAUUCAAAAUCUGCUUCAUGAUGAAAUUGAUUCUUUCUGCAAGCAGGUUGCUGCUAAGAACUUGAUCAGGAAGCCGUACAUUAACUGGUCUGUGAAGAGAGUUGCACGGUCUCUGCAAGUCCUAUGGCCUCGGUCACGGACAAGCAUUUUUGGUUCAAAUGCAACUGGCUUAUCCCUUCCAUCCAGUGACUUGGAUCUUGUGGUUUGUCUCCCUCCUGUGCGGAACUUGGAACCCAUUAAAGAAGCUGGGAUUUUGGAGGGACGUAAUGGCAUUAAAGAAACUUGCCUUCAGCAUGCCGCUAGAUACCUUGCAAAUCAGGAGUGGGUUAAAAACGAUUCCCUCAAGACCGUAGAAAAUACAGCUAUACCAAUUAUCAUGCUCGUAGCUGAGGUUCCAGAUGAUCUUAUUGCUACUAGUGGUAGUGUUUUAAAUGGGCAAACACUAAAAGCGGAGUCAAUUCAAAGUACUGGUGAAGAAAGCAACAUUGGCGGUACCGAGGGCUUAGAAACUUCAUCCUGGGAGAAGGGCUUGGAGUUGAAAAAUGAUGAUGGUGCGGAUGCGAAAUCAGUUCGUAUUGAUAUUAGCUUUAAGUCUCCUUCACAUACAGGACUGCAAACAACUGAACUGGUUAGGGAGCUCACUGAGCAAUUUCCUGCAGCUACACCCCUCGCUCUGGUACUAAAGCAGUUCCUGGCAGAUCGUAGCCUGGAUCACUCUUACUCAGGAGGUUUAAGCUCAUACUGUUUGGUUUUAUUAGUUACACGGUUUCUUCAGCACGAACACCAUCUUGGUCGACCUAUCAAUCAAAACCUUGGAAGCCUUUUAAUGGAUUUUCUGUACUUCUUUGGGAAUGUGUUUGAUCCUCGCCAAAUGCGUAUUUCGAUCCAAGGAACUGGCGUUUAUGUGAACAGGGAGAAAGGACAGUGCAUUGAUCCGAUUCAUAUUGACGACCCUCUCUUUCCGGCAAAUAAUGUAGGGAGGAACUGCUUCCGCAUACACCAAUGUAUCAAGGCUUUUGCAGAUGCUUACACCAUUCUGGAGAAUGAACUUUCUUGCCACCCUAGUAAUGGAGAUACAAGUACAAAUCCUCCUUGUGGACUACUGUCAAAAAUUAUUCCAAGUAUUGGUCUUGUGUAGCAGCGACUAUCAAAUUGUCUAUAAUCUGGUGCUAUUACAGGCGUUCAUGAAGUCUUUAAAGUGUCCGCUUGGCACACUAGUGAUAGCAAUGCAAGGUAUUGUGGCUAUUGCCUAUUACCAGUAGUAGUAAUGCCAUGCAUUAGAACUACCUGCGGUAUAGUAUCUAGUGUUUGGCAUGCACAUAUAAGGGAUGUAAUGGAAAGAUGGAAUUUCAACUUCAGGUGUUUGGCAUGCAAUGUUUCUCUUGUUUUGGUUAAUCUUGUGUUUUAGGUCAUGACUUCAGAGAUCUCCAGAGAGAUUAAUCAUGUGGAGAAGAAACUCCCUAUCGUUAAAACUUCUGUACCUAUCAAACCCUAACCCUAAUCUUCAAUACCCGAAUCCUCUUCUUCGUUCUGCAGUAAUUUUCAAUGGUUAUGGAGUUCGAGCAGGGGUUUCACAGAUUCAACUUCACUCAUCUAGUGGAGAAUUUCCAUCCUGUUCUCCUAAUUCGCUGAAAUUAGGGCUCGAGAAAUCUGAUGCAGAUAGAGCUUUAAGGUUUUCCUCUUCAUCUUCAGCAGCAGCAGAUGUCGUUGGACCUUCUGUAGCUACAACUACUAUUACUGCAACCUUAACAAAAGCUAGAGAUGUUGCUGAGAUGGUUGGGCAUUAUGGUCGUUGCUAUUGAGAAUUAUCUAAAGCUGACUCAGCAUGCUACUUGUGGCAACUUCUGGGGAAGGAUCUGUUCUUGGAAGUGGUGGUGCAGUUGAUGCUGCCUGGACUUUGCUUGACCUGUACUGGUACCACGAUGGUUGCAGCAUCUGGAGACCCCAUGAAUCAGGUGUUUGAAAAUAAAAAACGACACCAAAAUGAAGUGACCGGCAAGUAGGCCGCUCCCUUCUGGGCGAAUUAACCUCCUUCAUGCCGCCGUAUGGACUACUACUAUUGGAGUAAUAGGCACAGCUUUAAUGGCAUGCAAGGUUGAUGCAGGCAAAUAUGUUGACAGCAGGCUCGCGGCCUCGACUCUUGGUCUUUAUGCGUUUAUAUGUGCUCCCUGUAACCGACUGAAUACAUGUGAAACUACUUUUCUGGGUUUAAGCAAGUCCCCUUACAAACACAGUCCUGCUCUCUAAGUUGAAAUAUUUAAGUUUUUUGGGGUCGCCUUGACCUCUUUUUCUUGUAAUUUUGCUAUUAAUAUAAUCUUUUGAACUUGGCAGAAAAAAAAAUCUAAGUCGAAAUGGAAUUUGACUUUGUAAAUAGGUGUCCUUAGUACCCUCUCAGUAUAAAUUUGAAUUUCAUAUUUUGUAUGAGUUGUCACCUGUGGCUGGACCUGAUAGGAGGUGCAAGUUCCUUCUCUUAUAUGUACUUGGUAGUUCUUGAAAGUAAAUUACAGUACUUACUUUGUUC
Messenger RNA from Papaver somniferum (opium poppy), 6009 nucleotides. RefSeq lists its product as uncharacterized. Lineage: Eukaryota; Viridiplantae; Streptophyta; Magnoliopsida; Ranunculales; Papaveraceae. Gene Ontology annotation, cellular component: TRAMP complex; nucleolus. Bases 55 to 4626 code for a protein of 1523 amino acids. The transcript is spliced from 20 exons. Gene Ontology annotation, biological process: RNA 3'-end processing. Gene Ontology annotation, molecular function: poly(A) RNA polymerase activity; mRNA binding. The record is from RefSeq and is a predicted model, not a curated record.